UACGGUUCCUGUAAGGGAGCGAGCCCUGUCGCCCGGCCUCUUUAGCUCUCCGAAGGCCUUGGCGGCAUGAAGGAUAGCUUCGAUCCGGUGGACUCUGGUCGGCGCAAUCGCAAGCAAAAGCACCCGCGACCUGGGUUGCCGCCGCGGCCGCCGAGGCGGCCGAGGGGCUCCUCGGCGCCCCCUUCCGACGUCCAGCGGCCAUCUCAAAUGUCUGCAGUUGACUAUUCAGUGAAGCUUCUUGGUCGGGCAAUAAUGUCUCAGAUUGGCAUGAUUACCCGGUCAGGCCUCCCUUCGUAUGCUUAUCCUGGUAUGAUUACCAAGUCAGGUCUCCCUUCACAUGAUUAUCCCGGUUCGACAAAAAGAAUUGAAAUCCCAAAUGAAUUGGUUGGCAUUAUCAUUGGCAAAACUGGAGAAACGAUAAAAUCUAUCCGGCUCAACUCAGGGGCCAAGAUUCAAGUUACCAGAAAUAUGGAAGCAGGUCCCAAUUCUCUGACCACAACCGUGGAACUUAAUGGUACUCCUGAACAGAUCAGCAGCGCAGAGAAGCUAAUCAAUGAUGCAUUAGCCGAGGGUGGUUUUGGGGGUUCCAACAUCAUUUCUACUCAAGAGUCUGGAGACAUGGAGCCUGGCCCGGAGCAUUGUCACACGAAAACUCCAAAAGACAUGGCGAGUCCUUCGCAUCUGCCCUCUGGUGGUAUGUCUACAGAAAGCAGGGCAUAUUUAGUUGGUCUGAUGGGGAAGUUUGAAGCAGCAAAACAAAUUGUCAAUCAAAUUAUUAAGGGUGAUUCUGGGGAUCCUGGCAUCAGUUUUGCUCAAGAACUUGGAAGCGUAGAGCCUAUUGCUCAGAAGUUUCAGAUGAAAGUUCCAAAUGACAAGGUUUAUGCAAUCAUUGGCAAAAGUGGAGAAACAAUAAAACACAUCCGGCUUGAGUCAGGAGCCAAGAUUCAAUUGACUAAAGAUACGGAUGCAGGUCCCAAUUCACCGACUACGGUGGUGGAACUUAAUGGUACUUCUCAACAGAUCAGCAGCGCAGAGAAGCUAAUCAAUGAUGUGUUAGCGGAGGGUGAUUUGGGGUGUUCUGAUGUCAUUUCUGCUCAAGAGUCUGGAGACAUGGAGCCUGACGUGGAGCAUUGUCACAUGAAAAUUCCAAAGAACAUGGUUGGUGUAAUCAUUGGCGAAAGUGGAGAAACAAUAAAAUGCAUCCGGCUUCAGUCAGGAGCCAAGAUUCAAUUUCCUAAAGAUACGGGUGCAGAUAGCGACUCACUGACUACAACGGUGGAACUGUAUGGUACUAUUGAACAGAUAAUGAGCGCUAUGAAGCUAAUCGAUGAUGCAUUAGCUGAGGGUGGUUCUGUGGAUCCUGGCACCGCUUUCGCUAAAGAGUCUAGCAGAAUGGAGCCUGGUGCUGAGUGGUAUGAGAUGAAAUUUCCAAGCGACAAGGUUGGUGCAAUCAUUGGCGAAAGUGGAGAAACAAUAAAACGCAUCCAGCUUCAGUCAGGAGCCAAGAUUCAAUUUCCUAAAGAUACGGGUGCAGAUAGCGACUCACUGACUACAACGGUGACAAUGUAUGGUACCAUUGAACAGAUGAGGAGCGCAGAGAAGCUAAUCAAUGAUGCAAUAGCUGAGUCUAGAAGAACGGAGCCUGGUUCUGAGUUGCUUGAGAUGAAACUUCCAAGCGACAAGGUUGGUGCGAUCAUUGGCAAAAGUGGAGAAACAAUAAAACGCAUCCGGCUUCAAUCAGGAGCCAAGAUUCAAUUUACUGAAGAUACGGGUGCAGAUACCGAUUCACCGACUACAACAGUGGAACUGUUUGGUACUAUUGAACAGAUAACAAGCGCUAAGAAGCUAAUCAAUGAUGCAUUAGCUAAGGAUGAUUCUGGGGGUUGUUUCAUUGGUUCUGAUAGCACAAGCCUCGAUGUUCCUCGGCCACCUUCCAUCGACGACGCCCAUCGAGGGACUUAAUCCAGGAAGAGGUGCGCAAGGCGGAGCCAAUGAAGGUACUCCAGCCGCGGAUGCUCUUCCAGGUCAUCGGCAUGACCCACAAUCAUCAUCAGCAGCAGCACCGUCACUAUUUCAGGCCACUGAUGGGCAGCCUACUCAGCCUGUUGAUGGUGAGGGUGAGGGUUCCACCGGUGGGUAAGGCGGGAUUUGCAGCAGAGGCAACAGCAGCAUCAGCCCACCUAGUGACAGCCUCCUGUGUGUUCCGGUGGCCACACCAUCCACGGCACACCCAGGAUUCAUCCACUCCGGUUCUAAGGUCGAUUGUCUUUUUUUUUUUUUUUUUUGUUACACCGCACCAUGCCCUGCAGUCUGGCCAUUCCACUGUUACAGAGCAUCUUACUUUUGAAGGAAGAGGAACCUCUCUACUUUGUUCAUGAUCCCCGAUGGAUAUGUGAAGUCAGUGUUCUGUGAUUCGGAGAGCUGAGGGAGUGGUUCAUGUCCAAAAUUCAAUUUGUAGCAGACAAAAUUGAACUGAAUAAUCAUGAGUUGAUCAAUUUUGUUUUGUGCAAGUCAUGUAAUAAUACUAUGGAUCUUUAUGGCAAUAUUACUAGUACUGACAGAUGAUUACUAC
This is a messenger RNA of Musa acuminata subsp. malaccensis (wild Malaysian banana), 2572 nucleotides long. RefSeq lists its product as uncharacterized. Gene Ontology annotation, molecular function: mRNA binding. Gene Ontology annotation, cellular component: cytoplasm. Gene Ontology annotation, biological process: regulation of gene expression. The record is from RefSeq and is a predicted model, not a curated record. Lineage: Eukaryota; Viridiplantae; Streptophyta; Magnoliopsida; Zingiberales; Musaceae.